Molecule: messenger RNA, 10023 nt
Organism: Nyctereutes procyonoides (raccoon dog)
Lineage: Eukaryota; Metazoa; Chordata; Mammalia; Carnivora; Canidae
Gene: IKZF2
Product: IKAROS family zinc finger 2
Exons: 9
Coding region: 780-2381 (533 amino acids)
Biological process (GO): regulation of transcription by RNA polymerase II
Molecular function (GO): DNA-binding transcription factor activity; RNA polymerase II cis-regulatory region sequence-specific DNA binding
Source: RefSeq, a predicted model, not a curated record
CUAUUUUUGGGAUUCUUGAAAGGAGUAGGAGUACGAUGCCUCCUCCUAACUCUUGCAGCACUGAUUCCCUUCACAAUCUGUGAUACGGUUUCUCAGAAAUGCUGUUUGGCAGUCCUGGUAAUUUCAUGUGUUUUCAAACUCAAGCCACCCAGACUCCACAGUUCAGUAUUUUCAGCUCCUUUCAUUUUCCUUUUCCCUUUAAUUAUAGAAGCCUCUAUUCCCUCUUUUUGCAAAUGCGGUCAAGUUAGAUGCUCCAUGCUACUAUUUGUAGAAGAUACAUGCUUUUUUUUUUUUUUUUGCUUUUUUUCCUCCCCCCCCCAGGACGCUCCACAGACGCUUCUCUGGAGGUAGGAAGGCUGUGCUGUACCUGGCGGCGCAGACGGCAGCGUCCUGGGGGGUCGUGCGAGCUCCCCGGGACCCUCAGCUCCCCCCCUCGGGCUUCGGUGAACGCCGCAGCAGCCCCGGGGCCGCAAGCAAACGCCAACGCUCUAAUUUUAAACUUGCACCGUGAAGCACUUUGCAGAGCGGAGCUCCGUCUCCUCCCUUCGCGCCCUCGCUUCCUCGGGACUCGCGCGCGGGGCUCCCCAGGGCCGCGGGUGGACGCCGCAGCCCCGCUCCCCUCGCGCGGCCUCGUCGCCAAUCGCAGUUUGAAAGAAAACUUCGGCAUGGACCUCCGGGCGCCGCUGCAGUCCCUCCUUCCCGGCCGGCGGAGAACCCCGACAUUGUCACCUCCUCUUUGAGGGGUUAGAAGAAGCGGAGAUCUCCCGACAGAGCUGGAAAUGCACUGCACUUUGACUAUGGAAACAGAGGCUAUUGAUGACUAUAUAACGUCAGGUGACAAUGAGCUUUCACCUGAAAGAGAGCACUCCAAUAUGGCAAUUGACCUCACCUCAAGCACACCCAAUGGACAGCACGCCUCACCAAGUCACAUGACAAGCACAAACUCAGUAAAGCUAGAAAUGCAGAGUGAUGAAGAGUGUGACAGGAAACCCCUGAGCCGUGAAGAUGAGAUCAGGGGCCAUGAUGAAGGUAGCGGCCUAGAAGAACCCCUAAUUGAGAGCAGCGAGGUGGCUGACAACAGGAAAGUCCAGGAGCUUCAAGGCGAGGGAGGAAUCCGGCUUCCGAAUGGUAAACUGAAAUGUGACGUCUGUGGCAUGGUUUGCAUUGGGCCCAAUGUGCUUAUGGUACAUAAAAGGAGUCACACUGGUGAACGUCCCUUCCACUGUAACCAGUGUGGAGCUUCUUUUACUCAGAAGGGCAACCUUUUGAGACACAUAAAGUUACACUCUGGAGAGAAGCCCUUCAAAUGUCCUUUUUGUAGCUAUGCCUGUAGAAGAAGGGACGCCCUCACAGGACACCUCAGGACCCACUCUGUGGGUAAACCUCACAAGUGCAACUACUGUGGACGAAGCUACAAGCAGCGCAGUUCACUGGAGGAGCACAAGGAACGCUGCCACAACUAUCUCCAGAAUGUCAGCAUGGAGGCUGCUGGGCAGGUCAUGAGUCACCAUGUACCUCCUAUGGAAGAUUGUAAGGAACAAGAGCCUAUCAUGGACAACAAUAUUUCUCUGGUGCCUUUUGAGAGACCUGCUGUCAUAGAGAAGCUCACAGGGAAUAUGGGAAAACGUAAAAGCUCCACUCCACAAAAGUUUGUGGGGGAAAAGCUCAUGCGAUUCAGCUACCCAGACAUUCACUUUGAUAUGAACUUAACAUAUGAGAAGGAAGCUGAGCUAAUGCAGUCUCAUAUGAUGGACCAAGCCAUCAACAAUGCAAUCACCUACCUUGGAGCUGAGGCCCUUCACCCACUGAUGCAGCACCCGCCAAGCACAAUCGCUGAGGUGGCCCCAGUUAUAAGCUCAGCUUAUUCUCAGGUCUAUCAUCCAAAUAGGAUAGAAAGACCCAUUAGCAGGGAAACCUCCGAUAGUCAUGAAAACAACAUGGAUGGUCCUCUCUCUCUCAUCAGACCAAAGAGUCGGCCCCAGGAAAGAGAGGCCUCUCCCAGCAAUAGCUGCCUGGAUUCUACUGACUCAGAAAGCAGCCAUGAUGACCACCAGUCCUACCAAGGAAACCCUGCCUUAAAUCCCAAGAGGAAACAAAGCCCAGCUUACAUGAAGGAGGAUGUCAAGGCUUUGGAUACCACCAAGGCUCCUAAGGGCUCUCUGAAGGACAUCUACAAGGUCUUCAAUGGAGAAGGAGAACAGAUUAGGGCCUUCAAGUGUGAGCACUGCCGAGUCCUUUUCCUAGACCAUGUCAUGUACACCAUUCACAUGGGUUGCCAUGGCUACCGGGACCCACUGGAAUGCAACAUCUGUGGCUACAGAAGCCAGGACCGUUACGAGUUUUCAUCACACAUUGUUCGAGGGGAGCACACAUUCCACUAGGCCUUUUCAUUCCAAAGGGGACCCCUAUGAAGUAACAAACUGCACAUGAAGAAAUACUGCACUUACAAAUCCCACCUUCCCUCAGAUGUUGACAUACCUUUUUUUUUGUUUAAUAUUAUUACUGUCAUUAAUUCUUAUUUUGUGGACACAGUGUCAUUUGCUCUGCCUAAUUACAAUAAGGAAAAAACAGAAGAGCGAAGGGACAGGGGAUAUUGUUUCUUGGUAAACUUGGCUUGUUUAUUUUGUGGGAAUUUAAGAGCAGUUCCAUUUCUGCCAUGCAUAAAUACAAGGUAUAUCAUGCUUUGGAAAAAAAAAAUCACUUGAUUCACCUGAGAGAUUCUAAUUUGCCACUGAUGUUCAGGAUUAUGGUUGAAGGUAGGAAAGUUUAGAGUAUUCUGGGUAGAACUUUCACAGUUUAAAGUGGCAUAAGUAAUUUUACCCUUCAAGGAAGAAUUUGUUUCAAAAUGUAAACUGUUUUGUUUUUUUUUUUUUCCCCUCUAGAGAUCAUGGAACACAAACAUUGUUACUUUCAGUGAUAACUCCUUGGAUGAGUUGUUGUGGGUUCUAUGUUUACUUCCCCAGUGGAAUUUAUAAUACGGUAUGCUGUACACUGUACCAUAUAGCAAAACUUUUAAACUACAGGUAGUUAAGGACACCUACAAUACAUCUGAGGUCCUAUGAUCUUAUUUUUCUAAACUUAAGCACUGUUUUCCAUAGUUUUGAUGACUGGCAUUUUAUAGACACCCUGGCAGCCUUACUUUUAACACCUUUAAUGAAUAGUAUUUUUAUCUAGUCUUAAGAAUAACAUAUGGUCUAAGAGUGGCUAAGAGGCAGUCAGUAGUUUCCAGGAAGGACCUCUACUUUUCAUAAAUUUGUUUGGGAAGUUUUCUUUUAAAGUUGUAAUGUGAUGGCAGCAUAGUUUGCGUAUUUGUUUCUAAAAGUAUGCUUACGAUUGUCACUUUAUCAGCAUUUAAUCAGUGUUAACCAGUCAGCAGAAAAAUAUAAUUAGGCUAACAGUGGGGGGGGGGACCCACUCAGAAAUCUCUUUUCUGGUAUGUCUCUUUUCACUGUUUUUUUUUUUUUUUCAAGCUGUGACCACCCAGUGUUCUAUCCAUAGUCCAUCAUCUUUUACUAUUUAAGUGGAAGAUCAUAAAAAUCUUGUUUGAGGUUUUUGCUUUCCAAAUCUUGGAGCAAUUACUAAUUCAACUUGAAUGGGUAACUUGAACCCCAUAAGUUGUGGAAUUAGGGCUAUUUAUUCUAGUAUUUCUUCAAUAAUAAUAUUUACCACUUUUGGUGCAAGGAAAAGGGAACUUCUUUGUAACCUGUACAUUAGACUACAGAUAAACAAAAAACAAAGCUUAUUUUUACCCUUCUUGGAGUCUAGUAACCUAACCUCCAAGUGAAAGUCACCAUGUCCUGCACAUUUUUCUCUAUCUUGAAAACAUUCAACUAUUUAUAAAUCCCUGUCAGAAAUGAAUCUCAAUCCCUUAGUAAAAACUUUCUCUUCUUUAUCUGUACAUAUGUCACCAUUUUUCAUGUGCAAAUUUUUUAUUUCAUUUAUAAGGGUGCUGUUUUUUCUCUGCAGUCCAGCAGCAUUAGAGGGAAGGAACCAAAUGAGAUCUGUCAUUUUGGGGAGAUAUACUUGGGUGCAGAACUUGCUGCUUGUGUUGAGGGAGGACAGGCCUGCCCAUGACUGGAUUAUCUGGUAGCCAUUUAGGAUUACUGAUUCUGUUAAGCAGUAACUGAUAACUGCUCUAAAAAAGAAUCAUUCAAUAGGAUGGUACAACUAUGUUUCUUAAUCCAGAUGAUGUGAGAACUAGCAAGAUGAGAGACCUAUGGACAGAGAAGUACACAUGGCCCCAAUACUGCCCUUCACUUAUUUUCUCAUUUAUCAUCUGCUGAUUUAAGCAACUUCCAAGCACUAACACAGCUAGAGUGAGGCAACAAUGAUUAUAACUCAACUGUCCUUUACUGGCCCCUCUUGUAAUUAUUUUUGGAGAAAUGUCCAAACUGUUCCUUUAAAUCUAAGAGAAUGCACCAAAACAGAGAUGUGAAAUAUUUUAAAUAGAAUAUCAACUGUUUUUUUUCCCCCCCUGCAUGCUUUGGUACAUCGUGAACAUACAAUUUAUCUAAAGCAUGUUUUGAGACUCCCUUAACUGCCCCUACCCUAACCACUCAAGAAGAAAAUUGGAAUUUUAUAUAUUUUUUUCCUUUUUGGAGGAAGGUAAUAAUUUAAGGUUACUGAUUUUGUGUUUUACUGCAAUUUAAGGAAACAUUUGGAUGGCAGAUAAUGUGUUCAUAACUUUGGCUGUGUGUGGAUUUCUGCUGGCAUCACCGAUGAAUUUUCUUCCUGUUCACUGUUUGUUUUUUCCAGUGUAUGAACAAUCAUGUACCCAACUGUCCUGGGAUGAAGCUGAAUUUUAGGUGGACCUAAAGAGUUGUGUAGUACCCCCACGAAGACAGUACUAAUAUACCCUCCUCUUUUCAUUUCAUCUCUUUGGAAAUUUAUUGUAUUGAAGGGACUUAAUAUUUGUGAGAGUGUAUUUGCUACAAGUGUAUGCUUGUACUUUCUUAGCUUCGUGAUAUAAGGAACAGAAAGAGGUAAAGAUGGCUCAGGGUGUGGCAGGGACAAAUGAGGACUAGGUCAAUUCAAAUGUGCAGGUUAGAAUGAAUUCUUGUGGGCACAGUGCUUUCUGGGAAAUUCUGAAUGGCUAUAUUUGCAUGCCUCCUUCUUCAAGAAAGGAAAUAGGCAAGUUGUUAGGGCCUAAAAAUAAAUAUGAGAGUCAGACACCAAAUAAAUCAAGUUUUACAUAACAGUUAUAUGCCCGGUUUAUUUAGGUGAGAUUUCACAUUACAGAGUACUUGAGGGGGGCAUGAAAAUGGGUUAGCCUCUCUUUUCUAGUCUGGCAAAAAUUCAGAAAUUCAUCACAUUGCUUUGCCCUAAUUUUGCCGAGAAAAUGAUCUACAGCUCCUGUUGGAGAUAUGUGCUGCCUCUCUCUAAUAGUGGUCAAUCACUUUUAAAAAGCCAUUCUAAUCUGGCUUUUUAGAACAGUGAAAAUAACCAUUAAGCAGAUUGGAAGAGAUUUCAAGUCAUUAAAACAUUCCGUUGAGAAUUUUCUGGAGGGACAAAAUUGGAGAAUGAGAGACCAGGAUUUAGAUUUGGCUACGGAGUAGGGAAUGCCUUUUCUGCAUACAUACAAGCAACUCUAUGUGUGCAACAGUGUGUGUAUGUUUGUAUACACGUACACACUCUUUUAAGGAAAAGUCAUGAAAAGAAGCAAUAGAGUGACCUCAUGUUUUGCAAGAGCACAUAAAGAGUUAAAAUUAUAGUUAAUACCCGAGCAAUUUAGGACAUUUACCAGAUUGUAUUAAGAAAUAUUAAAGAAGUUAUUGGCGUGUCUUUAGAACUAGUUCAACUAUUAAACUUAAACCUUGGGUCUUUACCAUCUACUUCCAGAAGAAAUCAAAACAAACAAAAAGGUUUUCAAGCUGAUUCUGUAUAACUUCCAAAGUGAAAGAAACACAAAUAACUUUUGAAUAGGAAGAUACAGAAAAGAAAAAUGAUUAACUUUUACUUGUUGGCAAAUGGAGAAAGACCAGAAUAUUUUAGUGAGCUUGAUGUUAUUUUUAUAGUUACUUUGUCUCAGUUCUACACCUCACAAAACUAUGAAGUCUUUAUAUAUGUUAUAAAGGUUUGACAAAACAUACAUUAGUGAAGGCAUUUAGAUGAAAAUUAUGUUUUACUUACUCUCCAAAUGUUAUUUCAUCCUGUCUCCAAAAUGAUUCCGUAAAGUAGAAAAAGAACAGAAAAGGCUGCAAAUAUCAAACAAAAAACUGCAUGUCCCUAGUUUUAAGACAGAACUUACAGUAAAAAAGGUACUGGUUACAAUUUUUUUUUUACUUUGAAAUACUCAUUUUACCAAAAGAGAUAUGUUACAUAUAUGGUCAUCUUUAGUUAUAUUUUAUAUAUUAUUUAGUAAGUACUAUCUGUAUACGAUUAUCCAAAAAAAAAAAAAAAUUCCCCAAAUGCAAAAGAAAAAAAGAAUAGAGGUAAAAUUGAAGUUUGUAUAUAUGAGAGUUAUCUUAGAAAUGUUUUUAAACCUCCAGUUUCUGCAAAAUAAUUAAAAUAUACAGUAACUGGUAUCUUAAGAUCCUGAAUUUAAUGUAUUAAAUACUUGUAAGAUUUCUUUAUAUUGGUGCCUUUUUAAAAUGCAUUGAGAGAGUGUUGGUUAGCUGUUGUAGCUCUACAAACACUUUUAUUAUGUAUUUUUAAAAACCACUUAAAUUUGAGUACUAUAUAAUACAUCUUCGUGUUCUAGGGCAAAACCAUCAGAGGAAUUUCCAGUACAGAGGAUUUCAGCUCAUCUGUUUAAAGUAAAGGAAACUUUGAGACAAGAUUUUAAUCUCAUUAGUUUGAUAGUAUUUCUGAAUAUCAUUACAAGAUCACAUAGGUAAAAUAUGGCAUAGAGGGAAAUUUCAUUUGUGAAUUGCAUUAUGGUAUGUGUUUUUGUUUUGUUUAAAAGGAAGAAUAAGUUCUAGUAUCACACAAGGCUUUAUUAGUGGAAUUUUUGGUCAAUAAAAUACAGUAUUGUUUUGGAAUUCCAUUUACAGACUAGUGUUGUACUAGUCUGAGAACCUGUCUCCUAAUCUGUUAAUGUUUUAUGGAAUAAUGUAAAGAAGCAGGUAAUUAAUUCUCCUUGAACAAAACAAAACUGAACAGUCAUAUCACAUUGCUGUUCUCCAAAGCAUAAUCUCAAAUGGUUUCCUACCAUGAUUGUGUAUUACUUGCAAUGGAUGUGUUAGGAUAUGACAGCUUUUAAAAAAAAAAAAAUGAGCUGCUUGUUAUACAAAGCAAAUGUCAUAUGACCAAGAAGCUGUGAUAUGCUAGUGUUUCUUUUUAUCAUAGUGUGUUGCUAGGCCAAAUAAUGACACCUUGAAUAUUUUUACAUUUAUUGCAGAAACCUAAAAUUUUGGGAUUUCCAUAAGGUUUUUAUGUAACAUUAUAUUUCUAGCUUUUUAGUUUUCUCUUGCUGUACUGUAAGUUUGUGGAUAUUUUUCACAUGCACAGUUAGAAAUAAGUUCCUAAUUCUGUUUAUGGGGUUUUUCCUCCCAUAACACUGCAUUUGUAUAUUUUCUGUAUAAAUUUGUUGUGAAUUAACCUUUACCCCCAUACAGAGAGUGGUACGUGAAUGACUAGUUUUCUAAGAUGUCCUUUUUAUUGUGAAUAAAAUAUAAAAUUUAGAGGCCCUCUGCUAAGCCACAUAAAAUACAACAUAUAACUUCAGAAAAGUACAGAUAAGCCAGUUUGCAGUUAAUUGGGCCCUUCAAAUUACCUCAAGUGACACACAGUAAGAAAAGUUUCUCAAACGGGUGGAGGUCACUGAAUCCCCUACUAUGCACUUAUCAGGAUUCUAUUUAAUUUACUGGAAAUGGAUUUUUAGAAAAUGAAUACACUGUAACAAGGGAAGGACUCUGGGUUUUGUUUUUUGUUGUUUUAUUAAUUUGUGUGUGUUUUUUUAAGUAGUUCAAUUUCUGAAACUGUGAUAAAACAUUUUGACUGUCAAGCACUCUCAGAUUUUGAACACAAAUCACUUCCCCUUCUGAGUAACGAAGGUCUUUAUUAGCUCUUAAGUUUUGUCUCCUCCUCCUAACCUCCUUUGCUCCCUGUCAAUGUCCCUUCCAGCACUGCCUCUGGACAUUUCUGCCUCUCUUCCCCCCACUAGUUUGAAGAUUAGGUCGGCUCUUAACUUCCAACUCAUCAGUCUCUUCAGUCUUAACAUUUUUUUGUGUGAUUUUUGUUAGCUGUAUAAUUUGCUGACAUAUUUUUAUACUCAAGUGUAGUUUUAUAUUAAAAAAGAGAAGUAGUUGGAUUAAAAAUAGUAAAGUAUAUAACCCUUGUGCUACUUUCAAAUAUUGGGUACCUAAAAUAGGACUUCAGAGAUUAUGUCAUCGUAAUAUGGUAUGUUUGCCUUCCUUUUUUUGUUGAGUUUUGUGUUCUGAUUUGGUUUUCCUUCUAAAAUGUAUGAGAGAUUAAACAGUUUUUUGCAAAAAUUUAGGAAGAUGUUAAAAAUCUAAAGCAAAAAGUCUUAACUGUCUCCCAGUUGGGAGAACAUGCUUUAACAUUACUAUAAUAAUAUUCCAGGUUUGGAGGGGGUUCUCCAGGCUUCAUAUCUGCUCUUAAUAGUUGGACCUUUUAGACCAUGUGUUAUUUGCAAUCUCAGAAUGAUUCCUUCUGCUAUUUAAAGGAUAUUUUUCUUUUCUUUCUGUACAAGUGCAAUACUUUCCUUGAAGUCUUAAAAACUAUGGUUAUUUUUUUUUAACUGACGUAUUCUUUAAUGUCAAAAAGAAACCCUUGAAAAUCAUGGUAUGUUAGUUAAAGGACACAACAAGCAAAGGAAAAAGGCACUCCAUAAUCAAAAGAUUAGAAAACGUCAAAACCACUAGUCUAAUCUUAGGGUAUUCUUUAUUUGGGCUAAAUUUUAAUUGAAAAUGGUAAUCUUUUGUCUGAGAAAUGUGUCCUAAAGUUGAAAAAGUUGCAAUUCUUAGACUGAAUUUUCUUCUUACCCUUGUCCAAUGUUUUAAAUUAAGAACCUAAUAUUUUUUUAUUUCAUUUUCGUUCUUUUGGAAAUGAACUUAAAAAAAAAAAGCAAAGCACUUAGCUCAAUUUUAAACACCUAUCACCUACUGAAGACAAUUUUUAAGAAAUAUUUGGAGCACUGUUUUCAUACAGAUUUAAGUAAGAAGUAUUUUUCGUAUCAUACAUAUUUAUAUGUAGAAUGCUGGUUUUCUUUUUUAUACCUGUGUCCCUGUAGUAAAACUGCUGUAAUGUAAAUACAUGUUUUGUUAAAAGAUAACAUUUCUUUGGCAUUUCUUUUAAAGGCAGUUACUGCAUUUGUAUAGUAUGUGUCUUGGCCAUUUUAGAUUUUUUUCUUUAACAAUACCAAAGGUAAUUAGACUACUUUAAAAACUAAUUGCUUGACAGUUUCUAGGAUAUUUUGAGUUUUAGAAGCAAAAGAAAAAUAAGAUAGGUCAAACCAGUAAACCUCAUUUUUUUUCAAACUAAUAAUUUGGGAAAAUAAAAAUUGUUUUAAAAAGAAAUAUAUAUAUCUAUGUAAAAUUAAAAUUCCAGAACUUGUAUGUCAGGUUUGCUCAGUGUAAUGUUUUUUUAAGGCUCAAAUACAAUACCUCAGAAAAUGAGGUUUACUAUGGAAAUACUGAAACAGUCUUUGCAGCUGUGUGACAAGUCACUCUGCUAUAUUACCAAUUUGGAGACCUCUGCUAAACAGUUUUAUCACUGCAGACUAAAACGUGGGACUUGUAUUUUCUUUGUUUUUAAUGCACACACAUACAUGUUCUGUGCAUGUAUGUGGCUACUGUGUAUACGUGUAUGAGUGUUGUAUAUGCAUGUGUGAGUGUGUGUCUGUAUGUGUGUACAACUAAAGAAGCUGCAGAAACUUUGUAAUACUUUGUGAAAAGGAUUAUAUUAUAAAGGUUUGUACUGUCUGAGUGCACAGCUACUGGAAUAAAUUUAGGGAAUCUCAGGAACAAGCAUAUAAUUUGUCCAAGAUUUAUUUCUUCUCAGAAGUGUAAGUGCAGUUUUUAAUUCUGUAUAUUAUUUAAUAUUUUACCAAUAAAAUAAACU